Messenger RNA from Osmerus eperlanus (European smelt), 4634 nucleotides. RefSeq lists its product as uncharacterized. The record is from RefSeq and is a predicted model, not a curated record. Gene Ontology annotation, biological process: positive regulation of transcription by RNA polymerase II. Lineage: Eukaryota; Metazoa; Chordata; Actinopteri; Osmeriformes; Osmeridae. Gene Ontology annotation, molecular function: single-stranded DNA binding; protein binding. Gene Ontology annotation, cellular component: nucleus.
GUUUCAAGUUCCCCCUAGGCUGAAACCCUGCCUGAUUUGUGGGCAAUGUUGGGGAUGUAGAAAAAAGGAAACCGGAGCAAAGAACACUAACUGGGUAGCUAUGGAGAUAGUAGGUUUUCCUUGUAGCUUUCUUUGACAGGUGUCGGACUGUGGGAUAAAACAAAAGUAACGAAACAGCCUGCAGUAUGUACGCCAAGGGGAAAGGAGCAGUGGUCCCUUCCGAUAGCCAAGCAAGGGAGAAGUUAGCGCUGUACGUGUACGAAUACCUGCUCCACGUGGGAGCACAGAAGUCUGCACAGACCUUCCUGUCCGAGAUUCGAUGGGAGAAGAACAUUACAUUAGGGGAGCCCCCUGGAUUCCUACAUUCAUGGUGGUGUGUAUUCUGGGAUUUGUAUUGCGCUGCCCCGGACCGAAGGGAGACCUGCGAGCACUCCAGCGAGGCCAAGGCCUUCCAUGAUUAUAGUGCCGCUGCGGCGCCCAGCCCAGUGAUGGGGAACAUGCCUCCCAACGAUGGCAUGCCUGGUGGCCCCAUGCCCCCCGGGUUCUUCCAGGGACCUCCUGGCUCUCAGCAGUCCCCUCACGCACAGCCCCCCCCUCACAACCCCAGCAACCCCAUGAUGGGACCCCACGGACAGCCUUUCAUGUCGCCACGGUAUCCAGGUGGACCCCGCCCCUCACUCCGAAUGCCAAAUCAGCCUCCGGGGGGCAUCCCUGGCUCCCAGCCUCUCCUGCCAAACAGUCUGGAUCCCACCAGACCACAAGGACAUCCCAACAUGGGCGGCCCCAUGAGGAUGAACCCCCCCAGAGGAAUGGCCAUGGGACCACAGAACUAUGGAGGCAUGCGGCCCCCUCCAAACUCCAUGGGGGGUCCCAUGCCGGGAAUGAACAUGGGACCUGGAGGAAGAGGGCCGUGGCCAGGACCCAAUGCUAACUCAAUAGCAUACUCCUCCUCCUCUCCCGGCAAUUAUGUGGGUCCUCCUGGCGGAGGAGGUCCACCAGGAACUCCCAUCAUGCCCAGCCCAGGUGACUCGACUAACUCCAGUGAAAACAUAUAUACUAUGAUGAACCCCAUCGGACCCGGUGGCAACCGGCCCAACUUCCCUAUGGGCCCAGGGCCGGAUGGACCAAUGGGAGCCAUGGGAGCCAUGGAGCCACACCACAUGAAUGGGUCACUAGGUUCUGGGGAUAUGGACGGGUUGCCAAAGAACUCUCCCAACAACAUGGCGGGAAUGAACAACCCGCCUGGCACGCCACGAGACGACGGCGAGAUGGGCGGUAACUUCCUGAACCCAUUCCAAAGUGAAAGUCCUUCUGGGACAGCCCUCGAGCAUGCUGGGACUCUAGUAAAGGCAGGGCGUCCCGGGACGUGCAAGAUGGCCACCGCCGUAAACAGGAAACAGUUACAGAGCCAUAGGAAGAACCUCCUCUCUGACAACGCCUCCUGCCUCCCUGGCUUCCUGUCAGGAUCUGGACAAUAAGAUGACGAGGAAGAGGGAGUGAGAUGGGAGGAGAGACGCGAUAAGUCCCCCUUUCACCCCCCCUCCCCCCUCCCCCCCAGGACUCGAUAGUGGGGGUGGUGGUGGGAGGUUGGCAGCAGCUACCUGGAAGCUUCUCAACCGUGAUGGAUUUCAUUUUGCUUUUCUGUUUAUGGUUUCAUUGUUUUUAUUUUCUUCCUAAAGGAUCCGGUGCUGGGACAGGGCAAACAGUCUCUUGCCCACGGGUCCUCUCUCUGUGUGUACAUUUAAAACAGAGGUCUUGUGAUUAAUUCAUUGAUUUAUGGAACAUUCUUCCUUUUCUCUCUGUAUGUAUUGUAUCAUUGCUAUUUUUAUUAUUGUGCUAUGAGUAUUGGUAUGAUGAUCAAGAUCGCUUUAAAAUUAGGUUUUAAUUUGUUUUUUUGUUAAAGGGCACAUUACCAUCGUGUUGCUAGGAUAAGCGCACACACAGAUACACACACACACACACACACACGCCAACACUAUAUAUAUAUAUUCACAUGCAGAAUGCACAGCACUGCUUCUGUUAUGACCUCUGUAGUCACUAUAGAACACUGCCGAGUCUCUAUUUGAUUAGCCGCACAUCGAACAUCUAAAGAUUGGACACAUCAGAUCACAUACAGUACGUAUUUCAUAGGACUGCGUAUAUCCUGCCUGUGGACAUAGUGACCCCUUUAGCGCCAUCAUGGUACUGUUGACUUAGAUGGCCAUCCUGGUGUCCUCAUAUGUUUUACCUGAUUUUAGAGUUUGUGGUGUUUUUUUUAUCAUGGGCUUGUUUGAUUAUCUGAACGAGAGAAAAAGUCUUCCGGACUUUUUGCUCCCACGCAGUCAACAUGCUAAAGUUAAAGCUAUUUAUUUGUUUUUGUUUUAUUCUUUUUUUUUAAAUCGAAUUUAGUUUUCCUCGUGAGUUCUUGUACUUUUACUGUCUGGCAUCACUGUUCACUGACUCCAGGGUGUGUAGCAAAAUACAAAUGUGUACUUGUACAUACUCUGAUGAAGUACCUCCUCAAGUCUCGUUUGAAUACACGCAACAGGUACGGGCCGUGGAUGAGAAGCACGCGUACUGGAAACCCCCGAUGACCUACGUCACAGGUCUGGUUGACCUGGGAACAGCACGCAGAUACAGGCCGCUGUACACAGGCUCACCCGCUGUUGGCGUGUAGUAGGAACCAGGCUUCAGAGUCAUCAGGGUCCCGUACAGCUCUGUCACAGCCUGUUCUCACCGGCUGUAUUCUCAUUUCCUCCCGACUCGAUUUUCUCCUCCCGUGUCUUUUCUUUGAUUUUCCUCCCUUCUUUGGCGACCUGGGGGGGUAGGGGAGGUUUAGAAGUGUGCCCCAGCUUUGCCCAAGACUAGCACCGGGGCUGUUUCCGGUUCGACGUGGACGUACUCUUGAGACUUGAGGUGGACACCUCACCUGCUGAGCAAGCUGCACGCUGGUGGACUGAGUCCAGAAUCACCAGGUGGACCUUUUGGGGGUGGGGGGGUGGGGGGGAAUGGCUGUUUGGUUUAACCAAGGGGGCCAUGCUCCCUCUUCUUUCUGUCAGGCGCCAAGACUUGUCACCCCUGAGAGGGGGGGGGAAGACUUUCUCCCUUGUGGCGCUGAUCACUAUGGUGACUGCAAAGACCUUCCUUCCUGAUUCUGAAAAAACCACCUCCGUCCUUAUCCAUCUCUCCCAAUUAGCCCCAGUCUACACAACCACACUCUCUCUUGCUCUCUGAUUUUAUAACUUCUCCAUAUGUUUUGGGUUGAAUUUGAUUUGUAUUUUUUUUGUAAAUACUGUAAAAUGCAUUUUGAUAUCAUUGACAUGUUUUGAUAUUUCAAUCACAACUAACUAACUUGAUCAGAGAUGUAAUGAUUCAGGCAACUGCGUUACUGUUCAUAGACACUGACAGUGUGUCUUCACUGCAUUGCUGUUGAACUCGGUCAUGACAACAGGUAUGGUGAGGAAACCUGUUGUUCCCAGCUGCUCAGGUACCCUGGGCCUCACGGCACUCGAGUACAGGAGGCCACACAUGUUUUCAUAGGUAUGAUGAGGAUGCUAUUUGAAAUACCUUCAGCUAACUCCCUGUCCCACACUGAAAGUCACUGUAGACGAAGCGGGUUCCUUUCCUUUUACGAAGACAAGCGUGUAUUUUUCUUCGUCCUCGAUCUCCCGUUGUCGGAGGUGCAGAGUGAGGGGGAACGACUACUCCUGUCCUGGAAGAAGAAGCCGUGAGGGGGAGGAGGUGUGUGUGUGUGUGUGUGGGGGGGGGGGGUUAAGAAUCAGCCUCUUUGGUGGUUAGCGGUCGUGCUGCGGCUGCCUUCCAACUGCUCCUCUUGUCCAUCGGAUCACCAGAACCGUAAGGCAGGCCACACGUGUACACACACAUGCCCACCAGGGACCACCCCCGAUGCAGUCUUUACUAUGAAGGAUUUUUAUCUAUUUAAAGCGGGGGUAUUAAAAAAACAAAAAAAAGUUUAAAGGAAAAAAAAAAGACAAAAAACAAUCAAAACAAGAAGUGUAACAUUGGCUGUUCUUAUUGAUAGAGAAGGGCGGAGCUCUGGUUCUCCCGUCCUGUACUUUGACAUGCUGUUGUAUAGAAUACAGUCCUUCUGCUUUGGCGCUCUCUCUUUCUUUCUCUCUAUCUCUCGCUCUCUCUCUUCCUGUUCUGUAAGUAAAUCUGUCACACCGUUGAUCAUUUCUGUAUUUCUAUCGUGCUGAUGUAUAAUACUGUAACAUUCAGGGGGAUGGCCAGAGAGAGGGUUGAGGGGAGGGGGAAGGACGGGGUGAGGAAAGAUUCUUUCUGUUCUGUUCCUCGUUUUCCUCUGACGACAAAGCAGUAUUGAAUAUGAGGCAGGCUGUCCUGGUGGGUGCUUUGUAUCUCAUGUUAGGGUAGUUUCAGAUCCUAAAUGUCUUGUGUAGUAAAAUAAGAGGUUCCUCUUUGUAUGUUCCUUUAUAUUGUAAAGUUUCUUUAGACAGAAAAUGUUGCUUAUUGAAAAAAGGUGGGGAAAAAAUGCAUCGAUAAUAAAUGUAAUUCUUUUUUUUUUCUCCAUAUUUUUUCUUUUAUUUUUCCCCAUGAAGUCGCCAGUCGUUUUUGCCUGUGUCCCCCUUGUUGUAGAUACAUAUUAAAAACAAAUAAAAAUGACUUCACUCCUUUUA